ACAUCGUGCACGUUAAUUCUAUUCUUCUUUUGGACCACGUGUUCGGUUGGAUCAGGAAAACCAUGGUGGAAGUCAAAGACUCUACGUCCAACUCACAGGCCAUACAGAGGCAGUUCCAAUUAUUCAAAUUAUGGUGGCGCUGGUGUAGGCCGUUUCCAACCAUACCCACAGAGAGGCGGGCGACCUUUUCGAAGGGGUCUCUCAGGUGGCAGUUUUCGAGGACGAGGUGGAUACGGCCAAUCCCCAAGUGGAAAAUAGAUCGAUGACUUCCAAGACAUCGAGACAUCCUGACAUUACCACGCAAUGGACAAGUUCACCCGUUGUCAAAGAGACUCGACUUGGUCGCGGCAGUUGUAUCGGGGAGGCCCUCCGUUGUAGAGGACUUUCAUCAGAGACUACAACCAUCAUCUUGGCUGCCUGGAGAAGAGGAACUCUCAAACAGUAUGAUUCUGCAUGGCGGAAGUGGAUGUCUUGGUGUAUGUGCAGGGAAACUUCUCCCUUUAACUCAUCUGAAGUAACUGUACUUCAAUACUUGGAGCAUUUAAGGUCUAUUAACAAGUCAUACUCUGUGUUGAACACUCAUAAAUCAAUGUUAAUGCAAACAUUACCCUUUUUUGGAAAUAAGUGGUGUAAAGACUGUUUUUUAAUUCAGAAAUUUAUGAAGGGAGUUUUUCAUUCUCGUCCUCCAGUACCUAGAUACCAGUUUGUGUGGGAUGUUACUCUUGUAUUGAAUUUUUUAAAGUCUUUGAAUCCAUUGUGUAAUUUAUCAUUAAAAAUGUUAACAUUUAAAGUGGUUGCACUUUUGGCAUUAGGAAAUGCACCUAGAGCUCAAACUUUGAUUUCUAUGGAUUUGUCUUGUAUGAAAAAAGAAGGGGCUGUGCUUAUUUGUGUGUUUCCUAAUUUAUUGAAAACUACCAAGUUAGGUAGACCUUAUGUUAUGAAGAUUGAACAUUUUAAGGAUGAAAAAUUAUGCAUUUUGCAUUCUUUGUUGUUUUAUAUUAGAGUUACGAAACCACUUAGGAAAUCUUCAAAAUUGUUCAUUUCUUAUGUGACUUAUAAAGCAGUUACAUCUAGUACUAUUGCUAGAUGGCUAAAGAGUGUGUUGGACCUUUCAGGUAUAAACACUGAUUAUUUUAAAGCACAUUCAUUUCGAAGUGCCUCUACAUCAGCUGCAUAUGCAAAAGGUUGUAGACUUAAAGACAUCUUAAGUACAGCUGAUUGGACAUCAGAUAAGAAUUUUAAAAAGUUCUAUUUGAGGGAGUCUGUGGAUUCAAAAAGUUUUGUAAACAGCGUGUUUUCAAAGUAACGUUUAAUUAAAUAUUAGGACGGGAUUUUUCUCUGUUUAUGAAUACUUCAUCAUUAUGACAUUGUUACAGUAAUGUCAAUAAUUGUGGUUGUUAGGCUACAUAUGUUCAUUUUCUUAUUGAAUUUGUUGAUAUUUACAUGUAUCCUACAAAUUUGAUAUUCAAUGAAA
This is a messenger RNA of Dreissena polymorpha, 1474 nucleotides long. RefSeq lists its product as uncharacterized. Gene Ontology annotation, biological process: DNA recombination; DNA integration. Gene Ontology annotation, molecular function: DNA binding. NCBI's taxonomy places the organism in Eukaryota, Metazoa, Mollusca, Bivalvia, Myida, Dreissenidae. The transcript is spliced from 3 exons. Bases 263 to 1306 code for a protein of 347 amino acids. The record is from RefSeq and is a predicted model, not a curated record.